AUGACACUUCCCGCCAUUACGGGGCAUCUCGACCAUGAUAAAGCAUACGAUGUGUUUCCAGAGAAGUUGAAACCAUACCGGCCCACCAUUCUUGCUUAUUCGGCGUCACUUGUUCAAAUGGGUGUGGGAUACCCCUUGGACACUGUCAAAGUGAAGAUGCAAGCGUACCGCAGUUUCACGGGCUACUCCGAUUGCAUAAAACAAACUUAUCAAACUCAAGGUCUUGCUGGGUUCUAUCGAGGGAUCCUUUCUCCUUUGUUACUGACAAGUCUUGUGCGGACACUAAAUGUAAUGCUUUUCUCAGAAGCAAAACCUAUAGUGGCUCAAUACUUGAACUUUGGAAAAUUCGGCAAAGAUCACCCAUACAUUGCAAACGUCCCCGUUUGCUUCUUAUCGGGGGCUUUUGCAGGUUUCAACACGACCUUUAUUCUGUGCCCCUUUGAGUAUAUCAAAGUAGUGAUGCAAUUGCAAAGAGGGCUGCCUAGCAAUGUGGCCAUUCCUUCACUUGGACAAGUGGUCAAGCUUAUUGUAAAGUAUGACGGCUAUUUGGGGUUAUACCGUGGGUUCAAAUAUCAUGCGCCUCGUGAUGCCAUUGGAAGCGGUAUCUACUUUGCCACUUAUGAACUGGUGAAGUCUGUAUGUAACAGAUUUAUUAAUGGCGAUCCACUGAAACCAUCUCCAGUGCUGAUUCUCGUAGCUGGUGGUGCCCUGGGGAUCAUGGGAUGGCUUUGUAUUUAUCCGAUUGAUACGCUCAAACUGCGAUACCAAAAGGGGGUUGUUAAGAACAUAUUUCGAAAAGCACGCAGCGAAAAACCCAUUCCUGUUGAUCCCGGGAAGCUAGCGUUCAAUCGAGACAUGUUCAGAGGUUUGGGAAUUCUGAUGACUCGUACUUUUUUGGUCAAUCUGAUCUUUUUUAGCAUGUAUGAGUUCACUAUGGCUCAUUUCAAGUAA
This is a messenger RNA of Diutina rugosa, 951 nucleotides long. RefSeq lists its product as uncharacterized. Gene Ontology annotation, molecular function: transmembrane transporter activity. NCBI's taxonomy places the organism in Eukaryota, Fungi, Ascomycota, Pichiomycetes, Serinales, Debaryomycetaceae. The record is from RefSeq and is a predicted model, not a curated record. Gene Ontology annotation, biological process: transport. The coding region runs from base 1 to 951 and encodes 316 amino acids. The transcript has a single exon.